AUGGCGCGUUUGUCCGUCCUAGUAUGCCUUGCCCUCUUCGCCACUGCCGCGUAUGCCGAUGUGUGUCCUAAGUUCGUGUGCGGCCCGGGUAACUUCCUCUACGGCAAGUUCACCGACCCCUCAGACCCCUACAAGGAGCCCUCUGAUCCCCUGUUCGAGGCUUACUUCACCCCCGGCCAGAUGUACAACUACGCGAAGGACAAUGUUACCGACGACAAGAUCGAGACUCCCCAGCUUGAUUGCUACAAGGUUUGCGACUCGUACAACAUGAAGCUCCCCAGCAACUUCAACUCGGCUAACAAGGCCAAGUACUGGAUGUUCGAGGAGACUUGCCUUGAGGGUUCCGGCGGUAUCUGCACGUGCUACAACAAGCUCCAGUGCAAGGACGACAAGAGCUACAGCUCCAAGUGGAUGGAGCCCGCACGCGGCGUCGGCACCGUCGACUACGAGGUUCCCGCUAACUUCACCGUCGGCGAGCUUUGCGACGGCAACAACAAGGGUGACCCCCACUUCACCGGCGCUGACGGCUCGCACUUCGACUUCUCCGGCAAGCCUAACCGCAACUACGCUCUCAUCUCCGACCCGCACUUCCAGAUGAACGGCUUCUUCGGCGGCCGCUACUCGCGCUGGAACGGCGACAUCAAGUCCCUCACAUGGAUCCGGUCCGUUGGCAUCAUGGCCGGCCACCACACUCUCGUCCUCGAGGCGCGCCGCGGUGCCGACGCCGAGUACCUCAACGGCUACCUCGCCCGCGUUGUUGUCGACGGCGUGCCCGUCGAGAUCACCGUUCCCGGCACCACUGUCGAGCUCUGGGAGGGUGCCACUCUCCGGUGGGAGGCGGCCCGCGAGCUGAGCGGUACCGAUCUCGUUGAUGUGUACGAUGUUAAGAUCGGCAACGUUGCCACCAUCCGCCUGACCUUGAGGCCCGAGGUCAAGAACCUGCGCACCGCCACCGACGGAGCGGUUCACUUCGGUCUGGAUGUGCUUUCGUCGUCCUUCUCCAAGGCAGUGCACGGUGUCCUGGGCCAGACCUUCCGCCCCGACUUCACCGGCCGACUUGCCCAGCAGAAGCUGCAGUGGAGCGACCUCCUUGGUGUUAUGGUUGUUCCCGGUGACAACGCUGAGGGUUUCAUCGACGGUGGCAUGGACGACUACGAGGUGUCGGACCUGCUCAAGAAUGACUGCAAGUUCUGCCGCUUCCAGCGCGCCGAGUCUAUCGACGAUGAGAUGUCGAUCGCCAUGAACAUGAUGGGCUCGGCUGUCGGCGGUGGCCUCCCCGCUGCCCCCCGCAAGUUCCUCGACACGUACUAA
This is a messenger RNA of Closterium sp. Naga37s-1, 1311 nucleotides long. NCBI's taxonomy places the organism in Eukaryota, Viridiplantae, Streptophyta, Zygnematophyceae, Desmidiales, Closteriaceae. The record is from the annotation of a GenBank genome assembly.